Rattus norvegicus (Norway rat) is the source of this 2636-nucleotide messenger RNA. RefSeq names its product ubiquitin-like modifier activating enzyme 2 (gene Uba2). NCBI's taxonomy places the organism in Eukaryota, Metazoa, Chordata, Mammalia, Rodentia, Muridae. Gene Ontology annotation, molecular function: magnesium ion binding; SUMO activating enzyme activity; small protein activating enzyme binding. Gene Ontology annotation, biological process: protein modification by small protein conjugation; protein sumoylation; positive regulation of protein sumoylation. The record is from RefSeq and is a predicted model, not a curated record. Gene Ontology annotation, cellular component: SUMO activating enzyme complex; nucleoplasm; nucleus.
GUCGCGGGGGUUACCCCGGGAGCUGGCCGAGGCGGUGUCCGGCGGCCGGGUCCUGGUGGUUGGCGCGGGUGGUAUCGGCUGUGAGCUACUUAAGAAUCUGGUGCUCACUGGCUUCUCCCACAUCGACCUGGAAAGCACUUUGGCUGCUGGUAGACUCCGGGUUACGAAUGCUGAAGAUAGUGAUUGAAGACGGUGACUUUCCUUUAUUUCUGCAUUUCUAGAUUGAUCUGGACACUAUCGACGUCAGCAACCUCAACAGGCAGUUCUUGUUUCAAAAGAAACAUGUCGGAAGAUCAAAGGCUCAGGUUGCCAAAGAAAGUGUGCUUCAGUUCCACCCCCAAGCGAACAUUGAGGCCCACCAUGACAGCAUCAUGAACCCAGACUAUAAUGUGGAGUUUUUUCGACAGUUUAUAUUGGUUAUGAACGCAUUAGAUAACAGAGCUGCACGAAACCAUGUGAAUAGGAUGUGUCUGGCAGCUGACGUGCCUCUCAUUGAGAGUGGGACUGCUGGGUAUCUUGGACAGGUGACCACGAUCAAGAAGGGUGUGACUGAGUGUUACGAAUGUCAUCCUAAGCCGACCCAGAGAACGUUCCCUGGCUGUACGAUUCGGAACACACCUUCAGAACCUAUCCAUUGCAUCGUAUGGGCCAAGUAUUUGUUCAACCAGCUGUUUGGAGAGGAAGAUGCUGAUCAAGAAGUGUCUCCUGACAGAGCUGACCCUGAAGCUGCUUGGGAACCAACAGAGGCUGAAGCCAGAGCCCGAGCAUCCAAUGAAGAUGGAGACAUUAAGCGGAUUUCCACUAAGGAAUGGGCUAAGUCAACUGGAUACGAUCCAGUUAAACUUUUUACCAAGCUUUUUAAAGAUGAUAUUAGGUACCUGCUGACAAUGGACAAACUCUGGCGCAAGAGGAAACCUCCAGUUCCACUGGACUGGGCUGAAGUGCAGAGUCAAGGAGAAGAAGCCAAUGCUGAUCAACAAAGUGAGCCCCAGUUGGGUUUGAAAGACCAGCAGGUUCUGGAUGUAAAGAGCUACGCAAGUCUGUUUUCAAAGAGCAUCGAGACCCUGAGAGUCCGUUUAGCCGAGAAGGGAGAUGGAGCUGAGCUCAUCUGGGAUAAGGACGACCCACCUGCAAUGGAUUUUGUCACGUCUGCUGCAAACCUCAGGAUGCACAUUUUCAGCAUGAACAUGAAGAGCAGGUUUGAUAUAAAAUCAAUGGCGGGGAACAUCAUCCCUGCUAUAGCCACCACUAAUGCAGUGAUCGCCGGCUUGAUAGUGUUGGAAGGAUUAAAGAUUUUAUCUGGAAAAAUAGACCAGUGUAGAACUAUAUUUUUGAAUAAGCAGCCAAACCCGAGAAAGAAGCUCUUGGUGCCCUGUGCACUAGAUCCUCCCAACACCAACUGUUACGUUUGUGCCAGCAAGCCAGAGGUGACCGUGCGGCUGAAUGUCCACAAAGUGACUGUCCUCACCUUACAGGAUAAGAUAGUGAAAGAAAAGUUUGCUAUGGUGGCACCAGAUGUCCAAAUUGAAGAUGGGAAAGGCACAAUCCUGAUAUCUUCAGAAGAGGGAGAGACAGAAGCUAAUAACCCCAAGAAGUUGUCUGAUUUUGGAAUUAGAAAUGGCAGCCGGCUUCAAGCAGACGACUUCCUGCAGGACUACACUUUGCUGAUCAACAUUCUUCAUAGCGAGGAUCUAGGAAAGGAUGUUGAAUUUGAGGUAGUUGGUGACACCCCUGAAAAAGUGGGUCCAAAACAAGCUGAAGACGCUGCCAAAAGCAUUGCCAACGGCAGCGAUGAUGGCGCCCAGCCUUCCACCUCCACAGCACAAGAACAAGAUGAUGUGCUCAUAGUUGAUUCAGAUGAAGAAGGCCCUUCAAAUAGCGCCGACGGUAGCAGGGACGAUAGGACCCGCAAGCGGAAACUGGAAGAGAAUGAGGGUGCCAGUACCAAGAAGUCCCGCUUGGAGCAGGUGGAAGAUCAGGAUGACGUCAUAGCAUUAGACUGAGCAGGCUCCUGCCCUGGAUCUGGUCGGAACCGGAAGUUAUAUCCUUUGUUGCAGAGGGUGAGCACAGGCUGCGGUGGCUUUGGUGGUUCUGCCCCUGUGAAAGCGUUCAUUUGCUGAGACUGUUAGAGACUGUUGCUGUGUUGAAGUAGGAAUAGAAUUUGCGACCCUUUGAGCAAAGCUGGGUGGACCAGUGAUGAGCUGAAAGAAUGCGGGCGUGCAUGUUGCCUUCCCUGUAAAUAGCCUUAGCUAUCAUUUCCCAGUGGAAAACACUGUGGGGUAGGAGCGCUGCAACCUGGGUAUAAAUAUUAUGCCUUUAUUUUUGGCUAGAGAAGAGUUAUUUUUAGCCUAGAUCUAACCAUUUUCAUACUCUUACCUGAAAGAUUCACAGAAGUGUCAAGUGCUAUGCAUUGAAACUUGUUUUUUAAACGUUACCUGACACUGUAUAUUAAUGUAAAACAAUGUUAAUUUACUCAGAUUUUCAGUUUGUACUGCCUGGUAUGUCUGUGAAAGAAGCCAAUUUUUGUGUAUUUGUUACAGUUUCAGGUUAUUUAUAUUUGAUGUUUUGUAAACUCAAACAACAAAUAUACUGUACUUAUGGACCAAAUAAAUGAUGUCUGCAUACUUGUCAUCUGC